Lachancea fermentati is the source of this 420-nucleotide messenger RNA. NCBI's taxonomy places the organism in Eukaryota, Fungi, Ascomycota, Saccharomycetes, Saccharomycetales, Saccharomycetaceae. The record is from the annotation of a GenBank genome assembly.
AUGGCCAAAAAGAUCAAUUGGAACGAGGUAGGCCCUGUUGGUGGAACUCCACUCUUGUCGCCUGCGUUUGUCACGUCGCGGGCCGGGGAGCUGGUGUUCACAUCCGGCUGCGUGGGCUCGGACCCCAAGACCGAUAAGAUGCCCGAGGACCUGGAGCAACAGGUGCGCAACGCACUCGAGAACUUGCAGAACGUGUUGAAGGCCAGCGGAUCGUCGCUGGAGCAUGUGAUCAAGGUCCUUCUAUUCGUUGCAGACCCCUCGUACGCUGCGGUCGUCAACCGCGUGUACCAACAGUACCUGCCCAACGCGCCAGCUCGUAGCUGCGUCGUGGUGAGCUUCCCGAACCCGGCCAUCAAGGUGGAACUGGAAUGUGUGGCACAAGUGCCCGCCCGCCGCCGCGGAUGGUUCUGCCGGCUAUAA